This is a messenger RNA of Chanos chanos (milkfish), 1290 nucleotides long. It is a transcript of the gene shisa9b, whose product is annotated as shisa family member 9b. Gene Ontology annotation, biological process: regulation of short-term neuronal synaptic plasticity; regulation of AMPA receptor activity. NCBI's taxonomy places the organism in Eukaryota, Metazoa, Chordata, Actinopteri, Gonorynchiformes, Chanidae. Gene Ontology annotation, cellular component: postsynaptic density; postsynaptic membrane; dendritic spine membrane. The record is from RefSeq and is a predicted model, not a curated record.
AUGGCGGUAACUUGCCUUUUGGAUGUAUGCGUCUUGGUUUUUUAUGAGGCGAGACCUACAAAUUCAUUGUCACUCAGAUCACCUGUGGAAAAGCAGCGGAAAGAGGGGAGCACAAUGAAAAGCACAGGGCUGUUGCUUGGUUACUUUUUAGUGAAAGUUCUUGUGUGCGACGCAGAGGGAGAACCUGGCAAGAAUGUUGACGGCCAAGUGAUGGUUUCGGGAUCCAACGAGUCUAAAGAUGGUGAAAACAGUAUAUCGGAAACCUCUCAUACGGAGGACAAAUGCCGGGGAUAUUAUGAUGUUAUGGGUCAGUGGGAUCCGCCGUUUGUUUGCAGGACGGGCAGUUACAUAUACUGCUGCGGGACCUGUGGCUUCAGGUUUUGUUGCGAGUUUAAGAACUCGCGGCUGGAUCAGACCACCUGUAAAAACUACGAUACACCACCGUGGAUGAUGACUGGCAGACCACCGCCAAAGAAAAACGACCCAACUCACGAUCCAACGAAGGAUAAAACAAAUUUAAUUGUUUACAUCAUCUGUGGAGUUGUGGCUAUUAUGGCUCUGGUUGGGAUAUUCACGAAGCUUGGUCUGGAAAAGGCGCACCGACCUCACAGAGAAAACAUGUCCAGAGCGUUGGCCCAAGUGAUGCGCCAGGCAGGCCCCGGAGAGCUGCAGGAGCGUGAAGAGGGCCUGCUAACACACGGACAGCAUUACGAAAACAUAGCAGCCAGGGCAACAGGAAACAACCUCCAGGGGGCCCAAAUGAACAGCGUGGGUCCGGGCCCAGCCCUGAUGCAAGCUAUGACACCGUACCCUGCCAUCGGACAGGUACCACACACCUAUGAGCAACCGCAGCUCGGCAAGGAGCUCAACAAAUACGCCUCGCUCAAAGCUGUGGCUGAAAAAGCCAAUGAGAACUUUUAUACCAACCGACGACACAUGGCAGAGCUGGCUGCUAAAGGCACCCUCCCACUUCACCCAGUGCGUCUGGAGCCGGAGCCCAGUAACCCCUACAGCCCUGAGAUGACCUGCCAAAAGCAGAACGGACACAGGUCCAAAAGCACCAAGAUCCACAGCUCCCACACACUGGCUUAUGGAUCCAACACGAUCGCUGCCCCGGGCAUGCUGAAAGGCUGGGAUGGGACAGAGACGAUGGGUCGCCGACACACUUACGGCCCAAAGAAACACUGCACUGUGGAGCAGGUCAGUGAAUUGACCUCAGCUCACAGCCAGCAUUACCUACCACCACAGCCGUACUUUGUCAGCAGCAGCAAAACAGAGGUGACUGUGUAA